This is a messenger RNA of Cydia splendana, 3501 nucleotides long. RefSeq lists its product as uncharacterized. The transcript is spliced from 5 exons. The record is from RefSeq and is a predicted model, not a curated record. The coding region runs from base 1 to 3501 and encodes 1166 amino acids. NCBI's taxonomy places the organism in Eukaryota, Metazoa, Arthropoda, Insecta, Lepidoptera, Tortricidae.
AUGGAUUACUUGUACUUUGACCUUGCGCCCCAUCAGGGCGAGCGCGAGGACACGUCCGCCUAUGCCCGCGAGCCACAGCCGGCUCAGUCGAGGCAGGCGGCCUACACGUCUACACCACGAGUGAAGAAAGAACAGGAGGAGCGCGCAAUGAACGACCCGGCGUUUAUGAGCGACGCCGCUGCAGCAUUUCAAGCCCUCGCCGACCAACUAAAAGAGCUUAAACGCCCUAAGCCGCCAAAACAGGUAUACGAGCUCCCUUAUUUUAGCGGUGACACGAGCGAGUGGCAGAUAUUCUUCAAGGCGUACGAGGAAACAACAAAAAGGUACGAAUUCAGUGACUACGAAAAUAUGGCGCGUCUCCGUAAUGCAUUACGAGGGGAGGCACGCGCCUGUGUACAUCACCUGUUGGCUACGGCGUCAGAGCCUGACUUAAUUAUUAGAAUACUACAGAAAAACUUCGGGCGAAACGAUCUAAUUAUAGACAGAGCUUUAGAGGAAAUGCGGAGAUUGCCGAACGUCGGAACGAGCGCCCUUGAUUUAAAUAAUUUUGCUACAAAGGUUGCAAACAUUGUAAGUACCUUAAUACAUGUGGACAAGAAGAACUACGGAGAUAACCCGCUCCUUAUUAGAGAGGUAACUGAAAGGCUAAGCCCACAUCUGAGGUCAAAAUGGUGCUCGUACGCCGCUCAAAACAUGAGUAAAGGCAAAACUGAGCUAACACUCUUAUCAAAGUUUCUAAUCGAGGAAAGCGACAUAGAGCUGCAGUUUAGCCACGUGAAGUCGAGUUCUAGGAGGCCUACUGUGCAGCGCGAGCAGCCGUCGCGACAAUACGCGCCGCCACGAGAGACUCAGGCGCCGCGACACGAUUACAAGUACAGUAGAAAUUAUAAUAAUAAGGUUCAAACUCAAUCACUGAUGCACAAGCCCCCCGAGAAAAGCUAUAACAUAACAGAGGUGAAAUCAGUAGAGGUUUGUUUGUGCUGCGGCGGAGUACACAGAAUUAGUGUUUGCAAGAAAAUGCUAGGUAUGUCCAUAGGAGAACGUCUAGAGUGGGCACAGGGAAAUCAGGUAUGUUUCAAAUGCCUAGAAAGGAGACACAGCCGUGAUCAAUGCCAGGCGAAGGGCUGCGGCGUGACCGGCUGUCGCUAUGUCCAUCAUAAGCUGCUUCAUAGUAAUGAAACAAAGUCUAAAACGGCGGGAUUUCAAGCACCGCCCCCGCCUCGCUCUCCUUGUCCCCCUCGCAUAGAGCCGAGCACAGAGGCGUGUGGUACGACUGAUAGCGAGCAGACAACGACAACAACAGUACUUAACACUACACCGGAUCAGGAGCAAAGUACAGCGGUUCUACUAAAGGUAAUUCCGAUAAUCGUCGAGGGCCCGCUGAAGACGAUCAAUACAUACGCCCUUUUAGACGAUGGAAGCUCGAUUUCACUGGCAGAACAAUCAUUAAUGGAGGAAGCCGGCAUCACAGGUCCACAGAUUCCCCUAAAUGUGAAUAGCGUUUUAGAUAUGAAGUCUGGGAAUCAAUUUAGUCGCCGGGUUAAAGCGAAGGUCAGAGGUCGUAACCUGCCAGCCUACGAGGUCACGUUUAAAACAGUAGAGUAUCUAGGACUACGCAAGCAAACAAUACGCGAUGACGUUAUGAACUGCAAGCAUAUCGUUGAUUUUAAAAAGGACGCCUGCUAUGAUGGCACAGUGAGGCCUAGACUAUUAAUAGGGUCUGAUCAUUGGUAUUUAACUAUUCCAGAGGAGGUGCGAGUAGGUGACGACACCGAGCCUGCUUUAGUACGCUGUCGUCUAGGAUGGGUGGUCUACGGAACUACACCUGCCCACUUCAUGCGACUACUUGCCGAAGAAGAAGAAUACUCAGCACUGCACUGCCAUACGGAGGAGGAGGUCGAGCUGCACGACUUAGUAAAGUCGCAUUUCGAGAUGGAUUCAUUAGGUAUAAAAAAUUUAAAUAAAAGUAACCCGGCAGAGCAACGUGCGAUUGAGAUCUUCAACCAGACAUGUAAGAAAAUUGAAUCAAAUAGGUACGAGGUCGGUCAGCUGUGGCGUAAGGACGACACAACGAUGCCGCCAAGCUACACCAACGCAGUAAGGAGGCUUCAUUCAACUGAGAGAAAAAUGAAACGAGACGAGAUGUAUGCGGAGGCAUAUAAAGCUCAAAUAAAAAAUCUGGUAGAUAAAGGUUAUGCUGAGAAGGUUAACGAACGCCCGGACACUGUUGAGGAAAUAACUACUAAUCAUUACAUGGAUGAUUUCGUAGCAAGCUUUGAAAAUGAAUCUGCUUUGGUUUCCAGCUCCCUGCAAGUAGCCGAGUGCCACGAGCGCGGCGGGUUCCAGCUUCGCGGGUGGUGCUCGAACAGCGAACUACUCCGCAAGCAGAUACCAGCGGAGCUGCAAGCAGAAACACCCGCGAAGCUGGGUAACAAGGAAAGUAAAAUAUUAGGUUUAUUAUGGAACCCGCAAACUGACGAACUCGGCUUUAAUACGAAACUGUUAAGAGUACCUCAGGAGGUCAAGGAUCUACUUAGAGCCCCGACUAAGAGAGAAAUGCUGUCAGCUGUCAUGUCCAUAUAUGACCCAUUAGGCUUAUUAGCGCAUUAUACUAUAUCACCGAAAUGUGUAUUACAGAAAAUAUGGAGUAAGAAAAUCGAAUGGGACCAGCCGCUGCCACCGGAGGAUGUAGAAGCCUUCAACGCCUGGCUGGAGGCGAUGGACAGCGUCACGGCCUUAAGAAUACCCCGGUGCUACUUCGCAAUGGACACGAAGUCUACGAAACAGCUGCAUAUUUUCAUGGACGCAAGUACUCAGGCCUACGCGUGCGUCGCGUACUGGAGAUAUAAGGUAGAUUCAGAUUAUGUAAUUACUCUAAUCGGCGGACGGAGUAAGGUCUCCCCGACGAAGCAGCUGAGCGUCCCGAGGCUCGAAUUACAGGCUCUUAUAGGCUCAAGAUUAAAGGAGACUAUACUCAAACAUCAUCGUUUCGACGUUGAAAAGGUCUGUAUGUGGACUGACAGCUCAACGGUUCUACAUUGGGUGCGAAACGGCGCUAAACGCUACUCGAUGUAUGUGGCAAAUAGGCUAGGCGAGAUAGCAGAGCUCACUAGAACCCACCAGUGGAGAUGGGUACCGACCAAGGUUAACCCGGCAGACGUGGCUAGUCGACCGGACAUGAAGCGUCAGUUACACCAUCUGAAGAAAGCAGAGCACCUGCUGUUCCAGUACUCACAGAAGCAAGCCUUCCCCGACGAACUACUAAGGCUGUCACGAGGGGAGCCCAUACCGCCGAGCAGCCGACUCUACGGCCUGGACCCGGUGCUAGAGGAGGAUGGACUGAUCAGGAUGCGUGGACGAAUCAACGCCGCACCGGUCCAGGGGCUGAACAAGAGGCCUAUCAUACUGGAUGGAAGGCUAAACCCGAGGUCCCUGCGAUGGGUGAUCUACCAGCAGCACGAAUUACACCAUAUCAAAGGCCAUUCACCCACUCAGCGGUAG